GAGACGGUGCUUUGAGCCACCGGAGGAGGUGCUCGCCGCGGCUUUGCUGGAUUCGCUGGCUGCCUCUAACAUGCCGAGUAUUGUAGGUGCUGGUGGGAAACGGGCUCGGCCGGCAGCAGCUUGCGGUCGCCGCUGCCUCUCGCACGUUGCCAGCCGACCGCACAAGUUAUGAUGCCGGAAAAUGGAUAAGUCUUCGGGCGCGUCCGAUAUCAAAUGGAGCUCGGUGUCUUUACCGCUGGACGUUAUCGUUGGCAAAUUUCGGUUACCGACCCUGGCGCGGCUGAGCCAAGGAGAAUACAUUGAAGGAUUGACUGAGCAGGAUCUACUCUUAAUCCACUCAUGUAGACAGUGGACUACAGUGACAGCUCACAGCCUGGAAGAAGGCCACUAUGUGAUUGGACCAAAGAUCGAUAUCCCUUUACAAUACCUAGGAAAGUUUAAAUUGCUGGAGCAGGAUCGAGAUGUAAGGGAGCCUGUGCAGUACUUUAACAGUGUUGAGGAAGUGGCCAGUGUUUUUCCAGACCGUGUAUUUGUUAUGGAGGCGAUAACAUUCAGUGUAAAGGUGGUCUCUGGUGAAUUCAGCGAGGACAGUGAGGUUUAUAACUUUACACUGCACGCUGGUGAUGAGCUGACACUGAUGGGCCAGGCUGAGAUCCUCUGUGCCAAGACUGUGAAGGAAAAGUCCCGCUUUAAUACAAUAUUGCGGAAACUGGGCAAGGGCGGCACUUUGAACAAACAGGUCAAGGGCAAAAUGCCAUGCCUCAUCUGCAUGAACCACAGGACUAACGAAAGCCUUAGCCUGCCCUUCCAGUGCCGCGGAAAAUUCAGUACUCGCAGUCCCCUGGAGAUCCAAAUGCAGGAAGGAGAGCAUACGAUUCGCAGUAUUAUAGAAAAGGUCCGGCUACCAGUGAAUGUCACUGUUCCUUCUCGUUCACCGCACAAUUCUUAUGAUCUUCAUUGCAUCCGUGAAGGGCACCGUUAUAAGCUUGUCAGCAUCAUAUCAAGGACUGUAGUCUUGUGCUGCAUCAUUCGCAAGGAUGACAUUAUCCCAAUGCACUUUCUGCUGCUUUCUGAUAUGCCCAGGUUUGUGCUUCCUGAAGGACUAAUAAGGGGCAACCCCAUGUAUGAGAAGUUAGUCCAAGAAAUAACUUUGUUUAGCCAGGAGCAUUUCAAUGCCGAUGAGUACUCAAAGGCAGUUCGAGAGGUCAAGACAGACCUUAUGGAUGAUUGCACUAGUCCAAGGAGAAUCCGGGUUUGUUUGCAGGGAUACUCAGCCAAUUCGAUGAACUAUGCCCGAGAAGAGCUAACCCAGUCAUUUCAGAGGCUCUCCAUGUGUGCGUUCAGUGGUGCUUUGUUGCAUAGCAAUGGGGAAGUUACCUUUCAGGGUUGCCGUAAUUCUGUCGGGGAACAGCAACUAAUGCCUCAUGAAUUACUGACUCCGCCGGAGAUAGUUGAUGUGGAUGGAGAGUACAUGACUCCUGAUUGGGCAGAAAAUUAUUUUAGGACUCGAGAGCAACCAGAGAUUCCCUAUGAAGAAUUGUGGAGCAGUCAAGUACCAGAUAAUUCAAAAGAUUCCUGUGGCAGGUCAGCAGAAACUGAAAAUAAAACUCAACAGGGUUCUAUUUCUUUCUACUCUCACACUUCCUCGUCCUCACAUGAUGAUCCUGCUUUUUCAUCACAUUUGGCUAUUUUACAAAGAAGAGAGUCCAGCGUGCCAAGUCCACCUCCUGUGCCUCCAAAAUCAGAAGCUGUGAGUAUCAUAGCAACCGGAUCAAGUGUGAAAGAAGAAUGUCGACUUCUAAAUGCUCCCCCUAUUCCACCACGGGGUACUAUAGGCGUUCUGGCGCCUAGCCCACCGGUCCCCCCUCGGUUUGCAAAAGCACAGCUCCAGCAGGCCCAUUCACCAAGCCCUAGCCUGUCUUAUUACUCAUCUGGUCUUCAUGACAUGUCUGGAACGCGCAGUGACAGCUGUUCACCAUCUCCAGACUCAUACUCCCUUUACUGCUAUCCAUGCACGUGGGGUGACUGCAAGACUACGGAUUCUUCCAACCGCCCACUGUCGGGGAAUAUUUCAUCAAAUAUCCAGAAUGUACAGACUUCCUGGUCCGACCAAUGGGGAUAUUCAGACAGUGUUCAAAGUGUGAUCAGUGGGCGAUCCACACCGAAAUUAUCUGGAGAUACCACCUUCAGAAGUUAUUAUAGUUGUCCCCGAUUGAAGCCACCAAGUUCCCAGAAACGGUUUGCCCCUUUUGGGGCAUUGAAUCCAUUUGCCAACUCUACCUACUCGUCCAGUCCAUCAGCAACAGAUUGGUUGGAACCUUCUGAUUAUUACAAGUCUCCAUCUGUUACGUCGGAGCACUUUGAUUCAAUUGACCUUACUGUCAGCCGUAGUACCUCUCCUGAUCCAGCCUCUGGAGAUCCGAAGUACAAUCAGGAGUACAGGCACUGUGCACAGGAUUCACUGUACAAACAGUCUGAGAGCAUAUCGUAUCCCGUCCCACCACCACGGCCUCCGAAAGUCUGUGAUUCAGACAACAUCAUCAUCCGGAGUACAGCUUCUCUUUCUCCCACUGUUGUACGAGGUGCUGAGGGUGGUAUCACAAGGGUCUAUCUCACCCAGGGUGUUAUUGAAGUUCCUCCAGCAUCAUCAAGGAGUAAUGCAGAGAUAGCUGUCACCCUUCCUUCAUCUAAUACACCAGUUAUGCCCAGACUAAACGGUAGUGACCUGUACUGGCACCCACCGUCUGACUUAUCUACUCUUUCGAUGGAGGAAGUCUCCAAAUGCCUAAGAUUCAUUGGCCUUUCAGAGGAUGUGGUAACGUUCUUCAUCCGUGAGCGCAUCGAUGGAAAUAUUUUUGUUCAGUUGACUGAGGAGAUUUUAUCUGAUGAUUUUAAACUCACAAAACUACAAGUGAAAAAGAUCAUGCAGUUUAUCAAAGGCUGGAGGCCGAAGAUUUAACCUAAUUCCUUGUUUAGCUAAGUGGGUUAAGGUUUAACUCUUUAACUCAUAGGAGGACCUUCAGUUUUAAAGACUUUCUAUGAACAUCACUUCCAGAUGUUUAAAGUACAAAUUAUUUGUUGGCAGUUUAUGUAGUGCAGUGUGAAGUAUGUGUUAUUAAAUUGUAUCUUUUGUAGCUGACAUUGUACUCUUCGCUGUCCUUUGCCUUCAGAUUAAGUGCACAAUUUGGUAGGUGCAAAUAUGAGUUAAAGAGUUAAAUUAUUGCUGAACUGCGGUAAAUGCUGCCUUAUUGGAACUUGAAUAGUCUAGAUUAUGGAAACUUCAGCCUCUGUUUAUUCAAACUCCUCCUGUUUCCAUAAAUGUUUAAAAUGCUUCCACAAUGGAAUGCUGAAAUACAAUUUCCAUUUCUUUUAAUCAGUUAACUCCUACUGUUAGUGUUACUGAGGAUGAAUUAGAUUAAUGGUGGAUAAAUUCCUUCUAUCAUUGAACUAAUAAAACAGUGGGAUUCUAUUAAAGAAACAGUUUGUGUUACCUACAAUUUUUUUCUGCAUCUGUGGAUUCUACAGUCUCUCCCUAACGAACAAAAAAGGACAGCCUAGGAAAUUUAUCAUAGUUGUUGAAAUAUAUCUGGUAUAGCAUGUAGUUGUUAUUGAAAGCUAGAAGAAGAAGAAGAAAAGGGCACACACAUGUGAGAAUAGUGCAGUACUCUUUAUUGUAGUACAUUACAUAUGCCUAUAAUUUAGAACAUUGUUUAAGCCAGUAAUUUGAUCUAAAAAUGUACCAUACUAAACAC
Molecule: messenger RNA, 3752 nt
Organism: Hypanus sabinus (Atlantic stingray)
Lineage: Eukaryota; Metazoa; Chordata; Chondrichthyes; Myliobatiformes; Dasyatidae
Gene: garem2
Product: GRB2 associated, regulator of MAPK1-like
Exons: 6
Coding region: 182-2959 (925 amino acids)
Source: RefSeq, a predicted model, not a curated record